This is a messenger RNA of Racocetra persica, 685 nucleotides long. The record is from the annotation of a GenBank genome assembly. Lineage: Eukaryota; Fungi; Glomeromycota; Glomeromycetes; Diversisporales; Gigasporaceae.
AUGACGUCUAAAUCAGACAAUUCUCAUGUAAAAAUUCCAAUCGAGGAGGCAAAUAAAAGGAUUCUGGAAAUUGCCCGCUCGCCUAAAAUGAAAUAUGUUGCUGCACUGCACGAAGAUAGCAAUAAUAUUAGUCGUUGGUACAAAUAUAGCGAUAGCAAUAUUAACAAUGGCGAGAGAAUAUUUGCAAUUUCAGAUAAUAAACUUGUUUCAAUCAGUUUUGAUAGAGACAAACCUUAUAAUUUCAAAAUUUUCGAUUUUGAAAAUGAAAAAGAGAUAUUAUUAAAAUUUCCAGAUUGGCAAAGGGAAAUUGAUUUCUUAUCCUUUAUUGCUAACGGAAAUAUUAUAAUGGUCAAUACUAAAUAUUACAGAGCAUAUAUUUUUUCAAGUAAAGACAAUAUUACUUGGGCUUGUAAAUCAAUGAUUGAGCUUAAAUAUUUUAAAACAAUUUAUAUUACUUCUAAAGGCAAAUUGAUCAUAUUUAAUGAUACAAUUUAUGAGAUCAAGAUGUGGUACAUUGAAAAAUUAUCGAUUCAAACUAGUAUUUUAAUAGAUUGGAAUUUUGUACCUGAAUCUAUUGAAAUUAGCGACGAUGAAGAGUUAUUAGUAGUAUGCGCAAGAAAUGAAGAAACUAAUGAAACACGUUUAUAUGUUUUUUCCACCGAAACUGGAAUGAAUUUAUCAUCAU